AUGGCAAACAGGUACGUUGACUAUCGCCUCAUCCCGUUGCAGGGCAGCGAUUCCAAGGCAGCCGCAUUGCCCGCUCUCAUCGGGGCGGGAACGGUGUUGGGCGACGUGACGACGGGGGAGCUGCACCUGCAGGCAUCUGAGGACCGCAGCGUAUGGGUUGAAGCGACGUGGGCGAGUCUCAUUGUUGGAUUCUCCAAUGCGGACACAGAGGCAUCUGGCCUCGUCGCAACACAAACAUUUGUGGAUGCGGAGUCCGGGUCCAUCCGGCGAUUCACGGCCGUCUCGGGCGGCGGCUCCUGCGCGGUUGUUGACGAGCGGCUGUUUGCAGUGCACAGCGCAUCACCGGUGCUGAUGCAGGACAUCACCAUCGCCCACCGCUCCGGUGCCCGCCCCGUCGCAGUCGCAUUCACCACCACUGCGAAGGGAUAUGAGCGCGCGUGGAAGCAGGAAGAAGGGUCCGGUCUGUACACGCGGACGUUUGAUGGAUGGGCGGCCGCGAUCCAGCCGCGGCCGGCCAACGCGACUGUUGCUGCCAACCAAGUGAAGCACCUCACUGUCGCCAUCGCCCUCUCACCGCUCGUCGAAGGUGCUGUUCCCGUGCAAUCACUUCACGCCGCCAUCACUACCGCGUCCUUCAAGCGGCACGAGGAGGACUUCCACAGGAUAUCGCGUCCGUUUGUGUCCGUGCAAUCGCCGUCUGCUCCGCGCGCUCCAGAGCUGCACCGCUACUAUCUCAUGCAGAUCGUGUCACCGGAUCCGAGCGCCAAUGAUGACGGCUCGACGCGCGUCCCAGCAGCGUGCUACUCCGGCCUUCCUCUCCUGGAGGACCUGCCCGCCUCUCUUCCGCAGUCGCUGACAUCUCUGCGCGAUUCGUUUGUGAAGCAGUGGGACACAACGUUCACCGCCGGCACAUGCACAUCCCUCAUCGCAAGCGGGCUUGGUGCCUCUGGCGUGUCGCUGCAGCUGACGCGUGCGAUUGUCGGCAUUCGCGAGCGCGACGGCGGAAUCGACAUCGCCCCCGGAUGGCUCCUUCCGCGCGACGUUGCGCUCGUGGCUGAGGAUGUCCGCGUCGGUGGUUAUGUUGUUGACAUCCACCUCACGCGCCAUCACACCACCAUCGCUCGCAAAGACAAGCGGUCCCACCCCGUGUACAUCCACCGUGUUGGCGUUCACCCAAAGCCCGUCGGCGUGAGCACCCGCCUCUCCAUCCCAUCAGAGCCCAUCCACCUCUCUUCCUCAGCACAGCGGCCCGCUGGAAAACAACCUGAUCUGGACUAUGGGCCGCGGCCAAUCUCGCCGCCAUCGUACUCAACCAGCCUGAUUGUGUUCCUGUUUGUGGCCAUUGCGGGCUUCCACGUCGCCCUGAUCCGGCUCGUGUAUCUCGAGUACUGCCGAUGA
Salpingoeca rosetta is the source of this 1398-nucleotide messenger RNA. RefSeq lists its product as uncharacterized. Bases 1 to 1398 code for a protein of 465 amino acids. NCBI's taxonomy places the organism in Eukaryota, Choanoflagellata, Craspedida, Salpingoecidae. The record is from RefSeq and is a predicted model, not a curated record. The transcript is spliced from 16 exons.